Molecule: messenger RNA, 393 nt
Organism: Trypanosoma conorhini
Lineage: Eukaryota; Euglenozoa; Kinetoplastea; Trypanosomatida; Trypanosomatidae
Exons: 1
Source: RefSeq, a predicted model, not a curated record
AGUGCGUACCCUGUUGCGGAGCGGGUGAGGGUGUUGUCUGGCAUGUGCGAUCGCUGGAAUGUUCGUGCGGGUCGUCUUGGGCGGAACGUCCCCGUCGACGAGCACGUGGCGCAGGCGGUGGAGCGGCUGGCGGUGCGGCUGAGCCAGGUGCUGCAGCAGUCGGUGGGCGGCCACGACUCCCGUUUGGGCUGGUCGCUGGGCACGCAGGAUCGGCGUGCCGUUGGCUGGGGCGCAUCGAUGUCGCCGGAGACGAUGUCGCUUUUGGCGUCGGUGGCGUCGCCGCCGCGGCGGGGCGACCACCUGGAGCCGUUGGCCGCGUCGACGGCCUCUUUUGGCGGCUCGCUGACUGUGGUGGCCCGCCCACCGCCCCACUUGAAGUUUUUGCGCCGGUAA